UCUUUUGCAAGAGCAAAGAAUAGGGUCAGCAUGAACUUCCUCUUCAGAAGUAUGCAGAGUCGAGAAAGCAUCAAGAAAAUAGAGGCUCAUAAAACACUUGACUUUUACGACCACAAUCUCUCUCAAAGAACUAUUAGAGAGAAUGAGCAGGUCCAAGAGAAGAUCAAUUCACUUAGUCGGGCAAAAUUAAGAGACCAAGCCCGUAAAUAAGCAUAUUUCCCAUCUUGAUCGAGCUAAUACUCGCCAGAUGCUUAACAGAGCGAAGAAGAAUUUAAUAAAGUCGAAGUUUAUCCUCCAGAAUAUCCUAGAUGAUGGAAAGACUACUAUGCAAAUGAAACCUUUUAAAGAAUAUGAGAUUUAUUUGCUACCAAAUUCAGGAGUUUAUUAUCAUCUUGAGAGAGAUCAAUUUAAAGAUAAAGCAUUCUUAUUGAUGACUUAUCAAUCUCCAGAAGAUGUCAUGGUUUAUGUUGAUAAAUAAAUCGCCAAGGCCAUCGAGUAAUUCCUGAGAUUUGAUACUAAAAUCCCCAAAAAUGAUCCCAUUAAAUAACACAUUUUUCGAAUUUUCAUCAGUUUUCUUAUGAUUCAAAUGAGACCAAAGUUGUAAUAUAACUGUGACUCCAUAUCCAAACAAGGAGUCCCUUCCAGUGAAGAGUAAGGCAAGAGAAAGUAUUAAAAAGAAAUUGACUCUGAGAGAACGUCAGGCAUUGCUUUUAAAAUAAUGGAACGAAGAUCGCAGAUAUUUCAAAAACUAGGCAUGAAAUAGACCAAAAGAUGACUCAUUUGGCUGAUUAUCCAACCCAACUGGAGAAGUUUAAACAGCGUAUAGCAAUGAUUAAGUCUAAUAAGCUCAAAAAUCAUUCUUCAAUCGAUGCAAAUAUCGAGAUUGCAGAGAACUGGGGUUCCUUCAGAAAAAUGAAACUUGAUAGACUCUCUUCAGCCACUAGGCUUAACAGCAGUCUUGUAAUCAAAUAAAAGGAAAAGGAUUGAGAGACUCAAAAGGAAUAGAGAGACUAAUACUACCUACUGGGAGCGCAAGAAGAAAGAAAAACAAGAGACAGAAAGACAGAUCAAAAUCCAACAUAUCCGCCUAAGGUGCAUCAUUGUGUGGAACUCACAGGUUAUACUAACCCAAUAUUUCUCAGAUGUAGCCAGAAGAUACAAUAGACGAAGAGAAGAGAUUGAGCAUAGGAGGAACUUAACACUCGCUAUCAUUAAGAUCGCUGCCAAAAUGAGGUAUAAGCUAAAAUAAGUUUGGGCCAAGCUAUAAUAUCAGAGCAACAGGAUUGAUUAGGAAUGGGCUAAACUUCAAUGUGAACAAUAUGCAUGGCUUAUGAGUGGAGAGAUCAAAGAUUGUCCUAAGAAUGUUCCUGCAAAAAUAAUGAUGAAAGACUUAAACUCAGAGCAGCAUUCUUCACUUUCCAUCAGAAAAUAUGUGCAACUAAGAAUAGACUAAUAUCAAAAAUGGUCAUGAAGAAAACCAGGAUGAAGCUAUUAGCAGAAUAUUGGAACCAUAAAUUGUUCUCAAUGAUGGAUAGAUAUAAAGAUAGCUAUAAAAAGAUAGAUAAAGAUCGAAUAAAGCUGAACAAAUUGAAAGGAAUUUCAACCCUUGUAAAAGAAGUGAUGAUUCUGAGAUAUUAUGACCAGUGAAGACUUGAAUACUGUCUAAAGUUCUUCACUUGGCGGAAGAAAUGCAAAGAAUUCAUAUAAAAACUGCAGAAGAAGAUAACCUCUAUGAGGCUCUAUCAAUUGCUAGGAGAAAAAGCCAGAUCAAAGCAGCUGAGAAGUUAACAGAAGAUAUUAUUUUGAGCGAUCAUGAAGAUGACUCUCAUAAGAAAAAGAGUCGUCUCACUGCUCAUUCUAAACAUUAUAAGAGAUCUGGAGCGCCAAAGAAAUAUCAGAAACAUAAUAAAAGACUUCAUGGGCCUCCUAUACUUGCUGAUAGCUUAAAAAUGGAAGCAGAGAAUAUCGAUGUGCUAGAUAAAGUAAAGAGCAUCAAAGUACCAAUGACUCGCUUGGGAUUGCAGAAAUCAGUAAGCAAGGCUAAAGCUAUUCUGGCAAAGGCAUGCAUGAACUAUCCUCCUCAGAUGAACUUUGUCCCUAGUGAGGAGCUAUUAGAGAAACUUAUUUGGGCUGCUACAAAAUAUAGGUACGCAAAAGACAUUCCAAGGGUAUUGUAAAAUUCAGAAAAAUAAAUUGAUUUCAAUAUGAGCUUUGACUAAAGG
Moneuplotes crassus is the source of this 2222-nucleotide messenger RNA. NCBI's taxonomy places the organism in Eukaryota, Ciliophora, Spirotrichea, Euplotida, Euplotidae. The record is from the annotation of a GenBank genome assembly.